Molecule: messenger RNA, 1145 nt
Organism: Photinus pyralis (common eastern firefly)
Lineage: Eukaryota; Metazoa; Arthropoda; Insecta; Coleoptera; Lampyridae
Product: cytosolic Fe-S cluster assembly factor NUBP1 homolog
Exons: 7
Coding region: 142-1089 (315 amino acids)
Biological process (GO): iron-sulfur cluster assembly
Cellular component (GO): cytosol
Molecular function (GO): ATP binding; 4 iron, 4 sulfur cluster binding; ATP-dependent FeS chaperone activity
Source: RefSeq, a predicted model, not a curated record
UACUUUGCUCAUGCAAGUUCUAUUUCUAUUUAUUUUACUUUUACAGACACGCGUCAGGCAAAGUUCACUACAUAAAAGCGCGAGAUCAACAGCUAAUCGUCAGAAACAUUAAAUGAGUGAGGUUAUUGACAUCUUAUAAGCAUGGCCGAAGUGAUACCCCCAAACGCUCCUGAACAUUGUCCGGGCACUCAGAGUACCGACGCCGGCAAAGUGUCAGCCUGUGCAGGUUGCCCUAAUCAACAAGUCUGUUCCUCCGGUGCAACUAAGGCAGUCGACCCCGGCAUACAGCUGGUGAAGGAUCGUUUAGAAGCAGUAAAACACAAAAUUUUGAUAUUGUCUGGUAAAGGAGGUGUCGGUAAAAGCACACUAACUGCUCUGCUCAGUCGUGGAAUUGCGCAACGUAACUCUGAAUUAAAUGUUGCCGUUUUAGAUAUUGACAUUUGUGGACCAUCGCAACCGAGAGUUUUAGGUGUAAAUGGCGAACAAGUGCACCAAUCGGGGUCGGGAUGGUCACCAGUGUACGUUGAGGACAACUUAUCCGUCAUGUCCAUUGGAUUUCUCUUGUCUUCCGUUGAUGACGCAAUCAUAUGGAGAGGACCCAAGAAAAAUGGAAUGAUUCGUCAAUUUUUAAGCGAAGUUGAUUGGGGAAAUCUCGACUACCUCCUUAUGGAUACACCCCCAGGUACGUCUGACGAACACUUAUCAGCUGCAACAUACUUGGCCAAGGCCGGUCUAACAGGCGCGAUCAUUAUUACAACACCUCAAGAGGUCGCCCUUUUAGAUGUUCGGAAGGAGGUUGAUUUCUGUCGGAAACUAAACAUAAACAUACUGGGUGUUAUAGAAAAUAUGUCCAUUUUUGUAUGCCCUUGCUGCCAGCGACAAUCGGAAAUAUUUCCUGCAACCACUGGUGGGGCACAACGCAUGUGCAAUGAAUUCAAUAUUCCCUUUUUGGGAAGUUUGCCUUUAGAUCCUAAAUUGGCCAGAUGCUGUGAUGAGGGCAAAGAUUACUUAACCGAGUUACCAGGUUCUCCUGCUAUGAAAGCUUUGACUUCAAUUGUUGAUAAUAUUAUGAGUGGGUGUACCGCUUAGUAUUUAUUUAUUUAUGCGAUUAUAGUUUUGUAAUAAAAAUAUUUGUAAAAGUGUGA